UCACUCAUCUUCUGUUCUCAUUUUCUCUCCAGAAAUCUUCUCUCAUCUUCCCUUCGAUCACCCUUCGGCCGACAAACGAGACAAAACCUCGGUGUUUAAAAUUUGUCGUUGCCAUUGCAAAUAAGCUCUCAGAGACAGACUCGGUGGUUGUUCCAUCGGAACAUGGCGCAAUCGAUGGUGUGUUCCCCUUCCAGUGUAUAUGCGGUCUACGAUGAACUUCAAUUUGCCUGCAUAUCGCGAAACUUGGCCGCACGCAAGUGUACACUCCCACAAGAAAUAUCUCCCUGAGCUCUGUUACUCUAUCAAGGAUUGUACGACAAGUCAGUAUUACUAUUAAGCAUUUGUGGGUUUCUACUGAUAAGUGGCCAGUUAACCCAAUUCCCUCAUUUCAGUAUGGAGAUAAUAGAUAGCAACAUCAAUAUGAAUGAGCUCUUGCUGAAGCACAGUUGCAACUUGAUAAAAGAACUGAAUGUGGAGACUGCAAUUUCUCAAGUUGCUCAUCAGAUAAAAGAGAUUGAAGGAAAGAUAGCACAUUUUGAGGACAAUGAAUUACGCACAUAAAGGGAGUUCUACUUAGUGCAACAACUCCAGAAUCAGCUAUUUGCAGAUCGGCUUAAUUUGAUGUUGAAUAAUAAUGCUAAUAACAAAGUUGCUUCUGAAAAAGCUGGGGCAUAACUAGCAAUGAGUGAAUAACAAGAUUACAAGAUAGAUGGGUACCUUAUUAGGAGCAAUGACUGGAGCUUUGAUUGGCCAAGAGACCGAGAGUGGGUUUAUAAGAGGGGCUGUCAUAAGUGCUAUCUCUGGAGCAGUUUUUUCUCAAGAGGUCUUUGAGUCAUCUCUGCUGUUGUGGCAGUCAGCUGAAUCUGGAAUUGGGUGUCUCCUUUACUUGGAAUGCCCCAGAGCAUAUUAUUAGAAGAUGGAUAGUUUCGCAGCUGUAAUGAAUUUGACUUCAGUUGAUUAGGGGUUUUGGCAGAACAAAUGUUUAGCCCAGCUAAGCUCGUUAACAUCGCUGCAAAUAGCGACCCAAACAAAGUGAAUCAUAUUCAUUUCUGCUAAAAGGUCACUCGACGGAAAUGGAAGGCUUUUCCUGAAAUAGGAGUGGAAGAUUCUAUAGGAACUUUUGAGUUUGUGGCUGCUUCUUUGUUUCCUUCGUCUGCAAGGGUGAGGUUGGAGUUGUGGUCCAUAGGCAUGCUGAUUAAUAAAUAAAGCCUCUUCCAGCAGAACUUAAGGGAUGACCGCUAUUUCCAGGAAGAGGUGGUUUUUCUAAUGCUCUAUGGGGAGAAACACCUUUGCACUUGGCUUCUCACCGAAGGCGGCCUGGUUCCAUAGUCAGAGACAUGAGAUUUAUCUUUGAUUCUUUCCUUCGUAGUUGCAACUUUUAACAUUGGUUCUUCCAUGCUUACAUGGCCAAAACAACAACAGCCGCAUGUACGUGCUUGAUAAUACAUGAGGAAUUUUCUAAACUGAGUCUCUGCUUCUUGUGUUAAUCUUAUUGAGGUAAAAUCUUAUUGAGAAAAUGAAAGAACAGUCUGCUGCCUUUGAUUUUUAUGAUCCCCUGGUUAACUCUUGUGGUGCUAAAGUGGUCCCUGAUUCGUUGUCUCUUUCAAAGGCACUGAGCUGGAUUCCGGAGUCAACGUUGCUGUAUGUGAACACCCUACUGCCAAUGAUUAUUUUGAGGCUCAGGUAUACUGGAGACACUAUGCAGUGUAUCGGUUGUAUCGGUUGUCUGCAUUCAGUCAGCAUAAGCAGAGUGAAUAAGUCAGGAUAUGCAUUGGGAUUAUCUUGUGUGGUUUAGAAACAUCAUCAAAUGGAAUAGUGGGGUUCAAAAGAACCGAACAGGAUAUUGUUACCUUACUAGGUUUGGGCAUGUCACAGAAGUGUCGUGGGAUGUUUUGUGUAAUGUAAGAUAUGUUUUAACAAAGGGAAAUGAAGUGAGGGUCAAAAUUAUAAACAUAGAUAGGUGAUUUACAAUACUGAUUUACUCUUUACACCUUUGAGAUCUGAUUCUUUUUUCCCCUACCGAUAUAACAUUUUCCCGUGAAAAGGUGAGAAUUUCACUCUCCAUUAAACAAUUAUAGGAUGAUCUAUGAAUGAUCUAUUGCUGGAAACACUAAACAAAGUAAUUUCCCAAGUAAGAGUCUGUAGAGUUCUUUGUGUGGUUAGCUAAAAUGAUUUUUUGUUUAAAACUCUGGUUCGAUAACAAGUGGAUACCACUAUACCAGCCGUAUGUGUUUCACUUGGAGAUACAUUAUCCACUGAAGAGUUGAAAUACUAUCUUUGGUUUUUAAUCUCCUUUUUUCUCUCUUUUCUUUUGCUUGGUUGAAUGUUUGCAUGUUUACGGUACUUGUGUUUAGAGUAUAAGGGAAGAAGUUGUUUUAUCCCCAGAUCAUGCACUUUGUUUAUAGCUCCAGGGAGAGGUAUUAUUUCUUAUAAUUUGCAUCCUUAACUAAAAUCACUUGAAUAGUUCCUCAAAUGUUGUUUUUCUUUUACAGAGCACCCUCACGUUGGUUCAAAUAAUUUUAAUCUGUUUACUAGCUGCAGUCACACAAUGUUUACAUUAGUAGGUGUUUCAUUGACGUCUUUGAUUGUGUGCACCAGCUGAACUGGUUUUGCUCAAUAUUAUUUUAGUUAAAUGUACCAAAUAGUCCUGUUUUAUUUCCUCAUCAAUCACAUCUAAUUUGAUGAGGUAUUACCUUUUAAACUUUUAGGAAUAUUAUUCUUAACUGUAAUAACAAUUACAUUUGAUCCAUUCAUGUACUUGUCCUUGCCUCUUCCAUCAACGGCCAUCAGGAUAAUUACUGUGACUUUGUUUUAUGGUGAUGGAAGUGCCCUUCCUAUGCCGUAUACAGUUACUGUACUAAAACAUGGUUGCCUUCAAGAUCUCUUACAAGCUCUAGGAAGAGAAUGUUGCUUACAGAAUGAUGAAUAUUUGUUGCUUAUAUCUUUAAUUUUCAUGAAGGUUUAUCAACAUCGAAUAUUUUGGUACUUAGAAAGCUCUGCUGAGCCAUUGCAGUCAGUUAAGGAUGAUGAACAAAUAGUAGCCUACAGACUUCCCAAAAGAGCAAUAAGAUCAGCAAAACUGGAGAUUUGCCACCGGGAGAAAGGUAUCAUAAACAACUCAAAGGCUGGAGAGUGGAAGCCCUUCUUGACACCACUUGUUACUUUCUUGGAGAAGGACCCUGUGACUGGAGUCAAUAUAGAUCUUGCUGUUGACAGAAUGCUUUCUCCUUUAAGAAGAAAAUCAUAUAUCAAGUCGACAGUUGGUUUUGAGGAUAGGCAAACUGGAUCUGACUCGGAAGUUGUAGACGAUCCCAUGAACUGUAGCACUGAAUAUGGUUCUAUGUCCGAAUCUGCUGAUGAUAUAGAACCAAAAGAAAGUUCCAGUAGUGAAAUGUCAUUCCAUCUCUGCAUAACUGACGAACGGGGUAUGAAAUGCAGGCCGAUUCUGAAUAACACACCAAUAAAACUUGGAACUGGUGUAAAGGUAUAUCUGGACUGGACUGAAAAAGAGCACGAAUUCUGAAUAACACACCAAUAAAACUUGGACCUGUUCAUCGCUAUUUAGUGUUAUUUAUCUUUCUACCUUUUUCUUCAUAAUUUGGCAUCUUGAUUUUCCAAAGUUUUAUUAGAUGAGAAACAAAAUCAUUCUUUUCCAUUUUGAACCCUCACCUGCUCCCGCUCCCGCUCCCAUGGCCAAGCCCUUACAAUUUGCAAAAACUCUAUUCAGGUUUGAGUACUUGUUUCUAUAUUUUUAUCUACCUAUUUGUUUUGAGUGUUUAUUCAUAUAUAUUUUUAUCAGAAUUUAUGCAUUACUCUACUUAAGUGCAAUGUUCAUAGAUGUAUUCAAUUUAUAUAUUUAUCCCUAGAUGCAAUGUUCUUUUGUAAACCAGGGUAACAAACCUGAAGAAUUGCUCGACAAGGUAUUAUGUUGUGUACGUUUAAAUGACAUUGAUUACGCGAGUUAUCAGCAACUAGGCUUGAAUCAAGAUAUCUUUGAAUAAACGCCACCCGCCUAAAUUAUGUAAACUCCCUAUAUCAUCAGUGCGAAUAAAAGUUAUUUUUUCUUUUUUCCGGCUUAAACUUCAUAAUCAUAAACUCAAACUCCCUCAUUUUUUGAACAUCUUUUUCAUACAAUGCAACUCUCUUAUAAGACCAGUUUAGUUUGUUCACCCAGUGUAUAUCUUAUUUUUUUUGAAAUAGUUGAAAUAUAUUUUCCCGAUGUUGAGUUUUUUUGUGUGUGCAGGAACUUUGAGAUUGUGGCUGCUUCUUUGAUUCCUUUGUCUACAAGGGUAAGUAUUUAUUAAGUCUCUCAUAUGUUUGUCUUUUAUCAAGUCUCUCAUAUCAAGUUGCAAGGGUAACUACAAUACUGGAACUCAAAGGCUUUUUCUAUGUGAGUGCUUUUCUAUGUACUAUUUCCUUCGUUUUCCUAAAAAAUUGUUUUCCUAUAUAUUCUUGAGAUAUGACUGAUUUUCCAUAAGAUAUUAUGUUGAUAGGGGAUAUUUAAUCCGAGUCUCAUGGAGCAUGUAUGUUUAUGCGAUAAGAGAAGUGCAUUAGUUAGUAUGGUAUGCUUUGCUGAUAAUUGAAACCUGCACUUAGUACAUCCAUUUUUCUUUUAUGAGGUGCAUCAGAUAAGAUUAUUUUUACUUUUAUGAGGUGCAUCAGAUAAGAUUAUUGUGCAUCAGGUUGACAAUUUGGUUAGUAACAUGUUUGUGCUUUUUAUUAGAUGCUAAUAUUGUAUCACUAGAUUUUUGCCUAAUUUGUGAUUUAGUCAUCUAUGUAAUAGCACUACAAAUUUUAAGACAAAAAAAAAUCCGUCCCAAAGCUUAUCAUUAUCUCCAUCUUUUGAUCUGCGUAUUACAUCACACAUAAGGAUCAACCUUGCCUUUCACCUAUAUACAUUUUGGCCCGUCUCUUAUUUCAUUUGUCGGAAUAUCUGAUUGUCUGAGAGCAUAUGAUCAGAAGCUGCGCAGUCCCUCCAUAUGCAGAUGACUUCGACCUAAGGUCAACUAGCUCUUCUACAUUUUCUCUAUUCCAAUGAAAGGUGCCUGAUGAUAUUUUGUUUUAUUCUUAAUUUUCCGUAUAUCCAAACUUUUACGUACUACACUUGCAUCACGUAUCAACUGCCACCAUCAUUCAUGGCCUUCAAUUAUAUGUUGACUUAUGUAAUUGGUUCACUUGAAUGAUUAACUUCAAAUUAUGUUACAUCUUUACCGAGCAUUCAUGGCCUUCCUAAACUAUCUGGUUUUAUGCGGCAUCUUUACCGAGCAUUGGGCCCUGACCGUCGCGCAACGCGCGUACCGACGCUAGUAUAUAUAUAUAUAUGCAAGAUCAAGAGAAGAAGUUAGUGUGCUUGACCGAGCUACUAGUGAGAGAUGUUCACAAAAGAACUACCAAGUCCCAGGCACCUAAACCUUCUCACAAGAAGUUCUAGAUAUAGUUUUCUUUUUCGUUCUUUUCUCCAUAUUGUAAUCGGGUUUUGAGGAUUAGCUAAGUGUAGCAUCCUCAGGUCGGCUAGUGUGUUGUGAGUGUUUUGUUGUAAAGCUGAGAGGCUCUCUACCCGCAAGGUAGAGAAGCAUAACUCUUCCUAGAGAGGAUAGAGUUGGGAUGGAUCAAGGGUAGAUUAGGAAAGUUUAUCUUGUAACCACAAAGGCUUAUUAGUGAAGUUGUUAAAAUUCCUCCGAGGGAGGUCGAUGUUUUUAGUCCCUUUGAGCCAAGGGAUUUUUCCUCGUUAAAAUCCUUGUGCACUUUAUUAUUUCGCUUCACCCUAUAUCCCACACUAGAACUUGGCGAAAAAUUGUCACGGUUCCCCACACAUAAUUCACCCUCCUUUUGUUUUGCUAACCGCUUUAUCAAUAUUUGUAUUACUACCUCCGUCCCAUAUUUAUCUUCAUAGUUCGGUUUACGAUGCUUGACUGACGAUAAAGCAACUCGAUCCCUGUUCACACUCGGAUUACUUUUAGUAAAUAAAAUUUACAUAUUCAGAAACUACAUUAAAACUGCUACAAAGCCUGAUCAAGAAAAUUUAAGUUUGAUAAGAAUUUGAUAUAUAAAGUAAAAGAUUAAGAGUAAUUUGAGUUGACCAUGUGAAUAGUAACUAUGAAGAUAAUUUUGGGACGGAGGGAGUAGUAUUUUGGAGAGCUUCCCUGGGAAGACUCCGAAAAGCGCAGUUUGAUUCCUAUCAUUUUUUGAGAAAUUGUUUUUCUCAAGUGAACCUUAUCUAGUCAAAAAAUUAAAUUUCUUUUCCUAUUUGCUUACGUGUCAAGUAGACUUAAUUUUCUGAUAAGAUGGGGUGCUUUUUGGGUCGUCUCUGACCUUAGAAUGUGUAUUUAUUUUCAAAAAAAAAAUCGUUUAUUUCUUUUUACUUCAAUUUGCUAUUCAAACAAGGGAAAUGCAUCCUUUAUCCGUUUUCAUCUCCUUACGUUUUAAAAAUGUAUUGUCUAUUUGACUUGUCUGGUUCAUUGUGAUCAGGGACGGAACUAUCAACAAGGUUAGGGGGGCCUUGGCCCCUCCCAAGUAUUUUAUUUUUUAAUAGUAUUAUUAGUAUUAUCUAAGUACUUCAUAUGUCCUUUUUAAUGUUUUACGAGUAGUUAGUAUUUAUCUGCUUAUUCCCAUGUCCUUUUUAAGCUUUUAGUUCAUGGAAUUUAUCUUCCAGUAAUUUAUUUACGAAUUUUACUUGUGAAUGGUUUUCAAGGUUUCCUUUUCAUUUGUAAUUUUUUAGUACUUGCUUGAUAAUUUAGUUGUGUAUGGAUAGUUAUAUGUUAAUAUACAUGCAAUAUAAACUUUAUAAUAAUAUAUAUUAUAUGUAGUAUUAAAUUAAAGUGAUACAUAGUAUUAUUAUAUAUGGUUGAUAGAAAUAUCAUAUAUAUAAUUUUAAAUUUAUUACUUAAGUCAUCUUUAAUUAGUGAAAAAAUAAAUCUAUAUAUAAGGUUUUGUUUCGAGCUCGAAGUAUACGUAGUAUAUACAUUUUAUUGCUUGUGUUCAUUCUUGACCCGCCCCCCUAUCGUCAAAUCCUGGCUCCGCCCCUGAUUGUGAUCCCAGAUUUAAAUAUGAAAAAUUACUUCUUAGUGCGAGACAUAUAUAGUGAGUAUUUUACAUCUGCACUACGUUUUUGGCAUAAGUUAUGAUGUCCAUUAUUGGUCCCUUUCUCAACUUGGGGAGGUGUUCAAACACGACAAAAAAGAAUGAAUGAAUGAACGGACGGAGACGUCGGAGAAGCGAGUAAGCGACCCCAUAGUUCUAGCUCAUGCAAUAUGC
Cuscuta epithymum is the source of this 7254-nucleotide messenger RNA. NCBI's taxonomy places the organism in Eukaryota, Viridiplantae, Streptophyta, Magnoliopsida, Solanales, Convolvulaceae. The record is from the annotation of a GenBank genome assembly.